Cottoperca gobio is the source of this 518-nucleotide messenger RNA. Its product is annotated as calpain-1 catalytic subunit-like. The coding region runs from base 7 to 375 and encodes 122 amino acids. The transcript has 6 exons. NCBI's taxonomy places the organism in Eukaryota, Metazoa, Chordata, Actinopteri, Perciformes, Bovichtidae. Gene Ontology annotation, cellular component: calpain complex. Gene Ontology annotation, molecular function: calcium ion binding. The record is from RefSeq and is a predicted model, not a curated record.
AGGAUCAUGGUGAACUUGAUGGACCAGGACAGCGGGAACGGGAAGCUCGGCCUCGGAGAGUUUGCCACUCUGUGGAAGAAGGUGCAGCGAUAUCUGUCCAUCUAUAAGAAGAACGACUCUGAUAACUCAGGGACGAUGAGCACUCCUGAGAUGAGAGUCGCCUUCAAAGACGCAGGUUUCACCCUCAACAACACCAUCUACCAGCUGCUGGUGGCUCGAUACUCCGACCCGGACAUGACCAUCGACUUCGACAACUUCGUUGGCUGUCUGAUGAGGCUGGAGAUGAUGUUCAAGAUCUUUAAGAAGCUUGAUGCUCACGAGAGCGGUUCCAUCGAGCUCGACUUAAACCAGUGGUUAAACUUCUCCAUGAUCUGAGCCGGAGCUUCAUUGAUUCUGCAGCCGACAUAUUCCUGUUCACAGCUGCAGCUUCACUUCCUGUCACUCCUGAUGUUUUGUAUUUCAAACACUACCUGACUGACUCCAUGUAACGCAAAUAAAAAUAAUUCACAAACCUUUAA